Messenger RNA from Penaeus indicus, 1816 nucleotides. RefSeq names its product solute carrier family 22 member 13-like. Bases 242 to 1687 code for a protein of 481 amino acids. Gene Ontology annotation, molecular function: transmembrane transporter activity. NCBI's taxonomy places the organism in Eukaryota, Metazoa, Arthropoda, Malacostraca, Decapoda, Penaeidae. Gene Ontology annotation, cellular component: membrane. The record is from RefSeq and is a predicted model, not a curated record. Gene Ontology annotation, biological process: transmembrane transport. The transcript has 10 exons.
UUCGGGACAGACAACACGUUCAGUCAACCACUAGCCGCCGUUCGAGGUGGAGUACCACUACUAGACGACUAUCACUCCUACCCAUUACUACUGUUCAUACUACUGCUACUUUCUAGACAGCUGGGGAAUCAUCCUUAGACCUUGAUGACCAGUGUAAAAGGAGGACUCUCAAUACAACUUCCCCACAACACGCCCCCUCUCACGAACACCUCAGUGACUCCUUCGCAGACGCUCCCACACAAUGCAUUUCGAGGACCUUCUGGAGGAGAUCGGGUCCUUCGGCCUGUACCAGCGCGUCCUUUGCUUCGUCCUCAUCCCUUUCAGCACCGGGAUGUGCGCCCUGACCUUCUACUCCCAGCUCUUCAUCCUGACGGCGCCGCCCCACGUGUGUCGUCAAGGCGUAGGACCUGAAGUAGGAGAUGCUGGGGCUUUCUUGGAGAAGGUCGCCGAGCUGCUCAACACCACUGACCAUGACAGCAGUGCCAUGAAACCCUACACCUGCCAUCGGUUUAGUGCCAACGAGAGCCUGGCACCGGGUCAGUUCAUGAAUGUGACCUCGCUAGGGCAGCUGCCUUCGCCCGAUGUGCCCUGCGACAGCGGCUGGGACUACGACUAUGGCACGUUGUUCUCGUCCCUCACGUCUGAGCAUGACUGGGUAUGUGACGAAGCUUGGCGGCCGUACCUGGUGGUCACAGCGUUCUGGGUUGGCAACACUAUAGGCUCUUGGAUCUUCGGAACUAUAUCGGAUGUAUACGGCCGACGCCCAACGAUCCUGAUGAUCGCCCUGGUCUACGGCGUUGCGGGCGUCGCCUCGGUCUUCGUCAGCGACUUCUACGGGUUUCUUUCGUGGAUCCCUGAGUCCUCUUCUUGGCUCAUAGCACGUGGUCGCUCCCAGCUGGCUACUAAACAGCUGGAAAAAGUAGCCAAGGUUAACAAACGGACGCUUCUAGGUGAGAGAGUCAACCAGCUGAUUUCUGAAGGCGGAGACAAAUCUGACGAAGCAGCUGGAGAGGUGGCCAGCCGGUCUGUGAUACAGUUGGUGAGGUACCGCCACCUGAGGAACAGCAUUUUGCUCGUGCUGUUGGUGUGGAUGUUAGGAUGCAUGUGUUACUACGGGCACUGCCAGAACACCGCGCACCUGGGCUCCAACAUGUUCACAAGCUAUCUACUCGGGGCGGCGGUCGAGAUCCCGUCGUGGUCGGCGCCUUGGCUCAUCAACCGGCUGGGUCGACGUCUUCCUCUCACCGUCUUGUUCCUGCUCUCCGGUGGCGCCAGCGUCCUGUAUGCCCUCGUGCCCCUGGACAUGGAAUGGUUGUCCCUGACCCUGGCGCUGGUGGGCCGCUCGACGAUCACAGGGGCGUACUACAUCACCCUCCAGUACGGCCCCGAGGUCUUCCCGACGGUGGUGAGGGGCCAGGGGGUGGCUCUGGCCGAGACCCUGGGAGGCAUCGCUAUCUUCCUGUCGCCCUCCAUCGUCUACCUGGGUGAGAUUCUCACGACACUGCCGCUCCUGGUGUUCGGAGGGCUGUCGGUGAUUGGAGGAGCCGCCACGCUUUUCCUGCCGGAGACGAACGGCGUGGUGCUGCCCCAGACGCUGCCUCAGGCGGAGAAGUUCUGCCACCGCGCCGCCCGACCCUUCUGCAGGUCGAAGAUUGAAGAGGAGACGGAGAUGGAAGCAGCGACUUAAUAAAAAGAGAAGGGACGAAUUGCAUAAAGUAUGGGAAAAUGACAAAGAUAUGACUGAAUAUGACAAACACAUACACACACACACACACACACACACACACACACACACACACACACACACACACACACA